GUUCUGGAUCUGCCCCUAACUCUCUCUGUCCCCAGGCUAAUCCUGGGGAUGAUGGUGACCACCUCCUUCCUGUCCAUGUGGCUGAGCAACACCGCCUCUACUGCCAUGAUGCUGCCUAUUGGCAAUGCCAUCCUGAAGAGCCUCUUUGGCCAGAAGGAGGCUCAGAAGGACCUCAGCAGGGAGUGUGAAGAGAGUACAGCUGCUGUGCGGGGAAACGGUUUGCACGCGGUACCCACGGAGAUGCAGUUUCUUGCCAGCACAGAAGACAAAGGCUGCUCUGAGGAGGCGGAGGCUCCACUGGAUCUCCUGGCAGACUCCAGGAAGGAAGAAGAAUACCGCAAGAACAUCUGGAAGGGCUUCCUCAUCUCCAUUCCCUACUCAGCCAGCAUCGGGGGCACUGCCACCCUCACAGGCACGGCCCCCAACCUCAUCCUGCUUGGCCAGCUCAAAAGUUUCUUCCCACAGUGCGAUGUGGUGAACUUCGGCUCCUGGUUCAUUUUCGCCUUCCCUCUCAUGCUGCUGUUCCUGCUGGUGGGCUGGCUCUGGAUCUCCUUCCUGUACGGGGGAAUGACCCUCAGGAGCUGGAGGCGAAAGACACCUGAGCUCAGAACUAGUGCAGAAGAUAGGGCUCGAGCUGUGAUUCGGGAGGAAUUCCAGAACCUGGGGCCCAUCAAGUUUGCCGAACAGGCCGUUUUCGUCCUUUUCUGCAUGUUCGCCAUCCUCCUCUUCUCCCGGGACCCGAAGUUCAUCCCUGGCUGGGCCAGCUUCUUCACCCCUGGGUUUCUUUCUGAUGCUGUCACCGGUGUGGCCAUUGUUACCAUCUUGUUCUUCUUCCCAUCUCAAAAGCCUUCUCUCAAGUGGUGGUUUGACUUUAAAGCUCCCAACACAGAGACAGAGCCCUUGCUGACGUGGAAGAAAGCCCAGGACAUGGUGCCCUGGAACAUCAUCCUUCUCCUGGGAGGGGGCUUCGCCAUGGCCAAAGGCUGUGAGGAGUCGGGGCUGUCGGCAUGGAUCGGUGGGCAGCUGCAUCCCCUGGAGAACGUGCCGCCCAUGCUGGCUGUGUUGCUCAUCACUGUGGUCAUCGCCUUCUUUAGAAUAAAUCUCCCCAGACCAUCCUCCCCAGUGAACCUGCAGUGUAGCCCCAGAGAGUCACUAACCUUGGCGAUGUUCUCUCCAUGUCUCCCUUGCUCUGGUUCUCUCCUUGUCUGUCCAUCUCUACUCCUGCCUGUGGAUCUGUGUUUCUGGCUGCAUUUCUCUUUGUGUGUCCCUAAUCUGCCUUCUCAUUUGUUUCUGUUGUUCUCUGUCACUCUGCCAAUUUCUGUCUAUGUGUGGUCUGUGCUGUUCUCCUGUCUCCAUGACCUGCUGUGGUCUCUCUGUAUUUCCCUGUGUCUGGGUCUCUCCCCCGACUGCUGGGCCCAGGCCCUCCGCCUGAGAGUGCACCCCCUGUACCUGAUGAUUCCUGGCACAGUCGGCUGCUCCUACGCCUUCAUGCUGCCAGUCUCUACGCCUCCCAACUCAAUCGCCUUUGCCUCUGGACAUUUGCUGGUCAAAGACAUGGUGCGGACUGGCCUCCUGAUGAACCUGAUGGGCGUGCUGCUGCUCAGCUUGGCCAUGAAUACUUGGGCACAGACCGUUUUCCAGCUGGGCACCUUCCCGGACUGGGCCAACAUCCACUCAGCCAACAUCACAGCACCGCUAUCUGCCUUGGCCAACAACACAUCUCGGACCCUCUGAGUCCCCCUUGGAGACUGUCGUCGGGCUGGGCCCUUUCAGAAGGCUUUGGCCAUCACCUCUUGCUGGGACUCUACAGGAUGAUCAAGCAGUUACUUUCUGUGACCCAGCAUGCAGCAAGCAAGGGUGGCCUCCAGCCGAUCCACAGGUUUAUUAUCUAGGACACCUUCUCCUCUCAUGUGCAGUUCAGGGCCCAGAUAUCCCCAGGUCUGCUGCCUGAGAAACAAGCUCCUUUAUCUCUGAGCUGUUAUGUGGUUAGGAUGCAAGAAAGCCCAAUUUUAGCAAUAAUAAACAAACCUGGAGUGGCGUUUGUCUUGAACACUUGGGAUAGGAGGCCACCUGUCCCCAUGGGUAUGGUUAACAUCGCCCCUUGACUGCUUUGGGUUAUGCUCUGGAGAGAUCAUCUCGCCUUUAGGGAUACCUCCCUUGGAGAGGCUUUGGGAUGACCCCAACCAGUGUUCCAGAUGUUCUCAACCAGUGUGGGUUCUGCUUGGGUGGUGCCCACUCUGUGCCAGUUGUGGGAAUAUUACCCCUGUUGAUACCCAGCCCCCAGAGUUAUUUUCAGUCCCUGGAGGCAGGGAGAGGGGCAGAUGACUCCCUGCGAACAUGGAAACUGCAGUCUCCUUGCUGCUCCCCAAGCACACCAAGGGGAGAUCUAGAAACACCAGCUAAUAUCUCUACCCAAGCUAUUUAGGAUUUUCCUAUUUAAUCUGAUUCAGGUCUGCCAUAGUCCUGGGCCCUGUGCCUUCACAGGUGACGCAUAGCCCACCAGCCAGGAACCUCCUGCCCCAGGGAGGGCCCCCGGGGCCUUGGCAGCUGCCGGUACUUCUUGCUCCAGCAGCUGCUCUUUACCUCCCUACCCCUACCCCAAGUGGUAAGCAUGUUUGAUCAGCAAAGGCCACAUCUUUCAGAGGUGAGAGAAAAGUCAAAAGAUAAACUGAGGCCUUAUAAAAGACCAGGGUAAAAUGUCUCAAGCAGGCAAAAAAAUCAUAAUCCUUUUCUGCAGACAGGGAAACUGGGAAUGCCCUGAGCCAGCAGCUUAUGGGGCUGUGCUAGAGGAUUUGUUCCCUCGUUUCCCGCAGAAGCAUCUGGGCCUCCCCAGUGAACAGCCCAGUACUGGGCUGUCAGGCAUGCAGGAAGUGCCUGAGGGAUGAGGGGCCCAGCAUUAGCCCAGCAGGAGGAAAGGCUCCAGCCGAGGCUCCUGGCAGCCAUCACCCCUUCCUGUGUCUCUAAGGGAUGAGGUUCCCCAUGCAGAGCAGCGUGGGCAAGGAAGGCAGCACCCAGAGGCUGAACUCACCCUCAGUGCAGCACAAGUGAGUCACGGAUGUGAGCAGGAGGAGGCCCCUGAGUUGCAGGCUGAGCUCUGCUUCCUUCCCCUGUGAGUACGUCAGUAUUGAGUCACAGUUACAGCCCAUGGGGGUGCUGGGCACUCCUGUGGGACAGGGGAGGGGGAAGUUCAUUCACAGAGAGACCCAUGGGACUUGUAACCAGAGGAAUCCUGAUUUCCUAUACUUCUGAUUGAACAUGCUGUAAAAUAAAGAAUGUUAAUCAUUCUA
Manis javanica (Malayan pangolin) is the source of this 3287-nucleotide messenger RNA. The record is from RefSeq and is a predicted model, not a curated record. Lineage: Eukaryota; Metazoa; Chordata; Mammalia; Pholidota; Manidae.